This is a messenger RNA of Hydatigera taeniaeformis, 1109 nucleotides long. The record is from the annotation of a GenBank genome assembly. NCBI's taxonomy places the organism in Eukaryota, Metazoa, Platyhelminthes, Cestoda, Cyclophyllidea, Taeniidae.
AGGUCAGGAGUAAGCGCGUUGCGUGUCACAAAAGAUAUAAAAUCCUGAGGAAGAUUCGAGAACAUCACCGCAAGGCUAGGAAGGAACGAAAAAAGAAUCCAAAUGCCUUUAAGAAAAAGGAUCCUGGUAUUCCGAAUUCACUUCCUUUUAAGGAAAAGCUGUUGGCACAUAUUAAAGAGACUAAAAAGGUGGCGGUCUUAUACAUUGUCUAUCAUAUCGAGUCCGAAAGGCGGUCAAUACUACUUCAACGUGCUGGGAAGAUUGGGCGAAAUGUGGGAGAGCCAGCGAACAAAGUUGUCAGUGUCAGUUUUGGCAGACAGCUUGCUCAUGUAAUUAAUGAGGCGGAUGUCAUUAUGGAAGUUUUGGAUGCUAGAGAUCCCCUAGGAACUCGAUGCAUUGAUGUGGAAAAUAAAAUCCUGGGUGCUGGAAAAAAGCUAAUAUUACUUUUGAACAAGAUCGAUCUUGUUCCUAGUGAAGUGGUGGGGCAGUGGUUGAAUUACUUCCGUAAGUGGUAUACCACUAUGCCGUUCAAGUCAAACAUCCAAGAAAAGUCUAGCAGGCUGGGGAUUAUCAAAGGCAAAAUUCCUCGGAGCAUGAGUCUUUCUAUAAAAAGCGGUCUGGGAGUGGAUGGUUUAAUGGUUCUGUUGGGGAACAUACGUCGCCAUAAUGGUGGUGGUCUAACCGUCGGCUUUGUGGGACUGCCUAAUACUGGGAAAAGCGCAGUUAUCAAUACUCUCAUCUGCCGCAAAGUGGCCCACAGCAGUUGUGUUCCUGGUCUCACGAAGCAAUGCCAGUUGUACAAACUUGAUAAUAGAAUAAAUCUAAUCGACUCACCGGGAAUUGUACUGUCUAAGGGGGAAGAUCCCUGCGAGUUGGUUCUUAGAAAUUGCAUAAAGCUAGAGAGCGUUGAAGCACCAGAAGUUGCUGUCUCGGCCAUUCUAUCCUGGUGUCCAAAACGUCAAAUCAUGAUACAAUACUCCAUCGGGGAGUACGACAGCACAACAAAUUUCCUUUGUAAAUUGGCACAAAGGAUGGGUAAAUUACGGAAAGGUGGCGUUACUGAUGUCAAGAGCGCUGCGCGUUUAAUAUUAGGAGAUUGGAUUACGUGA